Porites lobata is the source of this 321-nucleotide messenger RNA. The record is from the annotation of a GenBank genome assembly. Lineage: Eukaryota; Metazoa; Cnidaria; Anthozoa; Scleractinia; Poritidae.
AUGACCAGCCCCAAUGCUGAAAAAUCAGAGGCUAUCAAGAAAGCAGAUGAAGUAGGUCAGGUAAUGUGUAAUCUAAUUGCUCCUUCCGAUGGAGAUAAACUCUUCCAAGCAGUUGUCAGUCAAUACAAGGGUGAAUCUGGUGACGAAGGUUUGCAAGUCCUCGUAGCUGAAACUCAAAUUGUAAGGAUUUACGCGAGCAGAUUCACGGCAGGGGAGCUUAAAGAAAUCCAUAGGCCAUUUGAAAAAGUCUCUCACAGACAAAUAAAGAAGGCAAGAACUCAGGCAAAUAUUGAAGGUCUUGGCCUAAGUGGAAAGAAAAUA